Molecule: messenger RNA, 1014 nt
Organism: Tetrahymena thermophila SB210
Lineage: Eukaryota; Ciliophora; Oligohymenophorea; Hymenostomatida; Tetrahymenidae
Exons: 1
Source: RefSeq, a predicted model, not a curated record
AUGAUUUAAAAAUUAUUAUCAAAAGUUAGAAGUAGAACCUAAAGAAUAAAAAGCAAAAACUUUUUAUAGCUUGAAAACAAUUACUAAAGUUAACAAAAAGUUUAAACUAGGGAGGAAAAAGAAUACUAGUAAGCUUUAUAUUAAAAUAAAAGUAUUAUCAGAAGUUUUAUUUUCGGAGAACCAGAAUAGCUCACCUUACUAAGGAAGUGUGUUUAGUAGGAUAGAUGCCCAGAAAAAGUAUUAGAGUAUAGUGAGUAAGCUAUAUGGGAAUUAUACUGUAAGAAGGAUUAUUCUAAUGUUAUAAGUUGUGUAGAGGCAGUAUUUCCUUAUGUUGAAAGAGAGUUUUCAAAAGAUAAUAUGAGUAUUGGUCAUAUUUCUUUGAUUAUGGCUGAGUCAUGCUUAAUAUAAGGAGAUUAUGUGAGAACAAUAUUGUAUUUAAAUGAAGCCGAGGAUUCAUUUUUUUUAAAUGAAGAAGAACUAUCAGAAUAUGAAACAUUUAUGAAAUACUAUUAUUCUCUAAAAAUAGGACAGCUUUAUAACAAAUUGAAUAUGAUAGAUAAGAGCUUUUUCUAUGCAGUAUUGUGUUUGAAAACAAAAAAGCUGUCUUUUCUGUAAAAGCUCCCUCCUUGUUAGCUGAUUCUUAAUUAUUACGUCACUAAAAAGGAUUUAAAAGAAGCAACUGAUUUUGGUAAUGCUAUACUUAAAUCGCUAUCUUUCAAUAAUCUUUUACAAAAAUGCAAACCCUAGGAGAUUGAAAGUAUGUGUGAAAUCUACAAAAUUAUGAUAGAUUUAGAAAAAAAUUAGCAGAGAUAAUAUGUUUUGAUAGAUCAAUUCCUUCUUCUACUCUCUAUAAUCAAAUCUAAUGACUAAAACCUAAUAGAGAUGUUAAAUAAAUAGAAACUAAAAAUUUAAGAAGACUUAAAUAAUUAUAAAGAUCUGUUGAAUGUCUUAGGGUUCUAUGGUUAAAAAGCAAAGCUAGAAGCUUAUCCAGAAUAAAAGCAAUAGCAAAAAUGA